Messenger RNA from Schizosaccharomyces osmophilus, 1242 nucleotides. It is a transcript of the gene pby1, whose product is annotated as P-body associated protein Pby1. Gene Ontology annotation, biological process: protein modification process. Bases 1 to 1242 code for a protein of 413 amino acids. Gene Ontology annotation, cellular component: P-body. Lineage: Eukaryota; Fungi; Ascomycota; Schizosaccharomycetes; Schizosaccharomycetales; Schizosaccharomycetaceae. The record is from RefSeq and is a predicted model, not a curated record. The transcript is spliced from 3 exons.
AUGUCUGGUUCAGAAGACACCAUCCCGGUCUAUGUAAACUAUAGGGACUCAUAUGUAGAACCGAAAAUUAAAAAUGCAUUAUUAGAAAGUGGAAUUCCAUUGAAAUUUGUGGAUUCACGAGCUGACGCGAAGUUAUUCUGGGCACAAUAUGAAGACAUUGAUUUUGACAAGCUCUGUGAUGAUACUGGGACGCUAGCAUGCUCUUAUGUUAUUCGAAAAGCACUUAUUCGUAAAGAAUACUUAUGGAACACGGUGGUACACUAUUUAGCCAAGAAUCCAAAAUCGAUUCUGAGGACGGCUGUUCCUGAAGCAUUUUCUUUAGAGCUUGAUUAUGCAGAGUUUUUAGACGAUUCGCUUAUGGAGUCGUAUGAGCUUCGACAAGAGCUGGAAAACAACGAAGCUUUAGAACCCCAACAAAGAAAAUGGUAUAUACUGAAACCAAGCAUGUGUGAUGGUGCACAAGGAAUCCGUAUUUUCUCUACAAUUGAGGAACUGCAAGCUAUAUUUGAUUCGUUUGAUGAAGCCUUAAGUGAUGAUGAUGAAGAGUCCAACCAUUCAUCUCGCGAAAACGAGAUAGAAAAUAUAGGUGCAUUGACAGUAAAUGACCGAAAUCCAGAAAACAAAAUCGUCAUUCAUCAAAUCCGCCAUUUUCUUGUACAACGGUACAUUGCCAAUCCUUUAUUACUAAACAAUAGGAAAUUUCAUAUCCGUGCAUAUGUUUUAGCCGUUGGUGGUUUAUCCGUUUAUUUGUUUAAAGAAAUGCUGUGCUUGCUUGCCAGAGACGAAUACGAGUCUCCUCAUGCCGAUGGCGAAAUCAACUUGUAUGGUCAAUUGAGCAACACAUGCAUCCAAGGAGACGCUCCAAGAGAGGCCUCCGUACAAUCAUUUUGGAAUAGCUCUAUUAAUAAUAAGGAAAAAGUUUUUGAAUCUCUUGUACACAUAUUGGGAGAUGUUUUUGAAGCUGCUGCAACUACGCAACGAAUUCAUUUUCAGCCUUUGAACAACUCGUUUGAGAUUUUUGGAGUUGAUUUCAUGGUCGACGAAACUAAUCAAGUACACUUACUUGAAGUGAAUGCUUAUCCGGAUUUUAGACAAACGGGUGAUGAAUUAUCUGGAUUAGUUGAAAGAUUAUUCAAGUCUGUAGUUCAUACUGCAAUCGUCCCUUUCUUUCAUCCAAAGAAGAAGUGUGGGGCUUCUUCUGACUUAGUUUUAGCUCGCGAACUAAAAAUAUAUGGUUUUUAA